AUGAAGACGACAAGUUCAUCCCCGAUUGGACUGGCGCAACCUGUCCGCGAUGUGAAGAAGGCGUCCUCGGUCCUCUCGUGGCACGCCGCAGCCCUCCUCUUGCGACUGGGGAAUGUGUCCUUGAGCACCAUUCAUAUCCUGACCCAGAUCAACCACAAAGCGAUCGAGAAGAUGAGCCGCAACCUUGACUUGGUCCGCAAGUGGCACGUCCAGCGAGAGGUCGACGAGGCCACCUUUGAUAAGAAGACUCUUCAGCCCUUUGAGUUGUCUGACGCAGAUGCCAAGACCAACAAGAGUGCUCAGUACGAAUACUGGCACCGCAAUGAAGAUCUGUGGCGUUGUACAGGACAAGUCUUGCAUGACUACAUGCGGCCUGUAGUGUGCAAGUCCCAUUAA
Effrenium voratum is the source of this 396-nucleotide messenger RNA. The record is from the annotation of a GenBank genome assembly. Lineage: Eukaryota; Dinophyceae; Suessiales; Symbiodiniaceae.